GUCUGUUUUCAUAUAAAGUGUACGACUUCAGAAGACUUGGAAUAACGCACGCGAGAAUCAUAUGGACUACUUUUAUACUUUUUGGAACUUUACAGUGACAAAUGACAUGAUGAAGUCACAUCUGUUUGGAGCAAGGCCAAGCGUGAACAUCAGCCUGACCACCUGGACCAGCCGCCUGCCUGAAGCAUCGCUGACGGGGGAGGGGGCGAUAUCUCUCUCUCUCUGUGUGUUUGUGUAAAUGUGUGUGUGUGUGUACAUGCGUGUGGGCGGGUGAAAGGGUGAGGGGCGGAGAGAUGAAAGGGCCAGGUGAGGAGGGGUAUUGGGUACCUCUCUCUCUAGCUUUCUCGCUCUCUCUCCCCCCCUCUUUUUUAAAUUUUUUUUUAUCCCUCUCUCACUGUCGCGCGACACUAACCCUGGAAGCUGAAGAGGAGAUCCUCGCUGCUGGACCUCUCCACUACAGUAUUUCCAGACGGACGAGUUGGAAAUGGUUUUCAAGAUCUCGCUCUUGCAGUUAGUCGUUUCUCAGGUCUUGCUUUGUAGGCUCCAUCACCAGGCAGUGACAUGGAGGAAUGGAAUCUUUUCUCAGGAAUCAUGAACCAGAGGUGGCCUUGAAUGAAGUUCCAUCAUGUCUCAUUUGGAGCAUCUGGACUUUGAGAACAGUGGAGCUCCAGGGAUUACAGAGGUGAAUAUUUGAAGAUGAAACUGGACAUUGCGACCCUAAUCAGCCCCAACUCCAGAGUCCGACCUCUACCAGCAUGUCGUAACGCCGACAGAACUCCCCCAUCGAACGGUACUGCUGGAUCCCACUCUUCAGCAGGGGAGGAUGGGUGAUAGUCCCAUGAGAAUCACCUCCGCCCACAAUCCUCAUUCCAUCCUCUCAUGGAGCAUACAACCGCCUACAACACACUGUGGAACAUCACCCACACCACCUCUUGGCGUCCGAACGCAACCCAGCCUAACGCCUCAGGACUGAGCGAGCCCAGAGAUGGACACCUCCUCCAGACGCUCGGCCUGUGCACCAUGCUACUGAUUGACAUACUGGCUAUAGUGGGCAACUUAGCCGUAAUGACAGUCAUCGCCAGGACGCCGCGACUACGUAAAUUUGUGUUCGUCUUCCAUCUCUGCCUGGUGGAUCUCAUCGCGGCCCUGGUGUUAAUGCCUCUGGGUAUGCUGUCAGGUCAGGGCUUUUUCAACAAGGCUCUUUGUCAGGGUUACCUGUGUCUGAGCGUGGGAUUGAUCAGUGCUGCUAUCCUCACUAUCUCGGCCAUCAACGUUGAGAGGUACUACUACGUCGUUCAUCCCAUGCGCUACGAGGUGAAAAUGACAGUGGGGUUGGUGGUUUCAGUUCUGAUUGGAAUAUGGAUCAAAGCCAUCCUCAUGUCUGCGUUCCCUUUACUCGGCUGGGCGCUCGAUAGAGAGGAGCCGGGAAUGGCUCUGGGGAAAGUUAUGGGGAAAAUCGUUGAACCAAAGUGCUGUUCGCUCCACUGGAUGGAGGAAGGGCCACAACGGCUGGUGUUCAUGGUCCUUUUUACCCUCAUGUACUUCCUGUGUCCAGUCCUCAUCAUCUUUGUGGUGUACUGCAACAUGUUUAAGGUGGCCAGAGUGGCCGCCAUGCAGCAAGGGCCAGUCCCCACGUGGAUGGAGACUCCCCGGCCGCGCUCUGAAUCUCUGAGCAGCCGCUCCAGCAUGGCGGCCAGCCUCAGCGGAGCUCGGACCACCCCUCAGAGGACUUUCAGUGGGGGCAAGGCUGCGGUGGUCCUAGUCGCCGUAGGAGGUCAGUUCCUCGGGUGCUGGCUGCCUUAUUUCUCCUUCCACCUGUACUGCGCCAUCAUGCCAUCCUCUCACGAAUCCCUCGCACGCAUGGCCCAGCUGGAGGACGUGUUCACCUGGAUCGGGUACUUCUGCUUCACCUCCAAUCCUUUUUUCUAUGGCUGCCUGAAUCGGCAGAUCAGGGAAGAGCUGGCCAGAAACCUGGCCUUCAUUUUUAAGUGGGGGCGUCCUGGUGAAGAAGAACAGCUGCCCAGUCGAGAGGCUUCUAUUGAGGAGAACUUUCUCCAGUUUCUUCAGGGCACAGGUUGCAAUAUGCGGCCAAGGAAUUCCCAAAGCAUCUCCAUCCCUCAACAGGAAGAGGACAAUCCUCUCUCCACCGAGCUCCACAGGCCAUCUGUUGACUUCCACAUUCCUGGCCAGAUCAUGGAGGAGACCUCGGAGUUCAUAGAGCACCAACACAUGAACGACCUUAAUAUAUCAGACAAUUGUAUCAAGACAAAAUCGGAACUGCAAGGUUGAUAUUUUCAGAUGUGAAAUCUAUAUUUAAUGUAUCAUAUAUUGUUGCUAUGUUUUACCAUAAGGAUCUUUUUAUACUCUGCCGACAAAUUUGUACAUAGCUUGUUUAGAAUUUUUGGUUGGUAGGUUUCUGUCAUACCCAAAGCAUAUUUUUUUUCUUUUGAGGAAAUAUGUUGGACUGAUGAAAUGACCUCAUUCCAGCACAGUACUACUAGACAGAAACAUAUUUACAUAGAUUCAGCAACAUUUGUCCGAACAAUGUAACAUGGAAGCAACAUUGUGACGUGGAAUCUGUAUUCAAAAAGCGGUAUGAACAGCAAGUGGUCGAUGUUACAAAUUUGUAAUGCUCCUAAUGUUAAUUCAGACAAUAAAUGAGUAUAAAAUUGGUUAAUAACUAAGUAUUAUUGUAACAACAAAAUUUGGAGCAUGCACUAAUAUUGAACCAAGGUUGUUUGUGUGGUGGGUAGAUUCUAAUUCUUUAGGUGCCGUAAAAUUAUGGCCGUCAGCAAUGUCAUAUUUUUAAACAAAUUGUUUUUUUUUUUCCUCAAAAAUGAAUUAAAAACA
This is a messenger RNA of Onychostoma macrolepis, 2850 nucleotides long. It is a transcript of the gene gpr61, whose product is annotated as G protein-coupled receptor 61. The coding region runs from base 880 to 2289 and encodes 469 amino acids. Gene Ontology annotation, cellular component: plasma membrane; signaling receptor complex; endosome. The transcript has 4 exons. Gene Ontology annotation, biological process: G protein-coupled receptor signaling pathway. The record is from RefSeq and is a predicted model, not a curated record. Lineage: Eukaryota; Metazoa; Chordata; Actinopteri; Cypriniformes; Cyprinidae. Gene Ontology annotation, molecular function: G protein-coupled receptor activity.